AUGGCUGCCCAGCGCUCCUCGUGGCUCGUGACCGCCGCAGUGCUGCCAACGCUGCUGCUGCUGCUGCUGCUAGCCGCCCGCACGUGCGAGUCGUGCUUCAAGUGCACGGAAGCCAUCGCGGUGCCCCUGAAAGCGCUGCUGAGCAGGAUGCAGAUCGACAGGCCCUUCGUUCGCGCGAAGACGUACAGGGGCGUGCAGAAUAUUAUCUCCAAGCUGCUGGGAGAACAGUCCAAGCGCUUGAUCUAUUCGUACGAGCAGGUCGAGCAAACCAUGGGCUCCAAGUUUGUGGAGAUGAACAACAGAAUUGGAGACGUUUCCAACCAGCUGAGUGAAAAACACUAUGCCAUCUACUGGAGGGAACUCGUCAGGUUCUGGAAGGAUUUUCGGGAAGCUUUGAAAACUUCGAAGGAACUGUCAUGCCCUGUCUGUGAACCCACGUACAUAUCUGCGCUGCGCUGCAAAUCCUGCGAGAAAGAGAACAAGGAAGUCUGCCUGUCUUAUUGUGAACGAAGUAUUUUGGAAAAGCAACGGCGAGCACCUUUGGAGGUUCUGGAUGACGUCGAUCCCGACGUCAUCCCAGAGCCAGACUACGACCCUGAGUUUGAGCCCACGAAGACCAGCGUGAUUGCACUGAUCGUGCUCGUGCCAGCCAUGCUAUCCUUAAUCGUCUUCUGCAUCGUAAUGUGCUUCACGCGAAAUAAAAAAUCAACGUCUGCCCCCGACGUGAAAAAGGGAUUGGACGCCGCGGAAGCGCAAACACGACAGAAUCCCAACGUGAAGAGGCCUGGGCAUCCAACGAAGCCUGCCCGGGAAAAACAAACCAAAAAAGACGGCACGCACAAAGCAUCCCGCGUUGGACCAAAGAAAGAAAAGCCACGCAAAUGAAAGUGCGGGCAAUCCCCGACUUACGAACGGGGUCCUUGUUUCUGAGGCCCGUUCAUGAGUCAAACUGUUCGGGUUCACAAAGAAAGACAGAUACACACAUGCGCUCGCACACUCACUUUCACACACACACAUAUAUGAGUUUGCAGGGAUUGUGUGGUGCCACGGCUUCGAAGCCACACUGCAAACUCCGUGACCGCCCCCCCCUGGCCCCCACACUGAAUACACACACAGCGCACACACGUAGUGUCCUGGCGUGGGAUUGCUUGGCACAACGGGUUUUAAUCCGAAGGGUCCCUAUGAGGAAAGUCCCACGGUUUCCCGGUGCCAGGGGAUUGGCUGACCCUCGCAGGACAGUUUACAACGCGGUGCCCCUGAGUUGGCUGAGUAGUGUGUGGGCGCAAAAAGGUGACCGGGCCAGCCGCGAUGAGUCAUUCACGACAUC
This is a messenger RNA of Lethenteron reissneri (Far Eastern brook lamprey), 1327 nucleotides long. RefSeq lists its product as uncharacterized. The record is from RefSeq and is a predicted model, not a curated record. NCBI's taxonomy places the organism in Eukaryota, Metazoa, Chordata, Hyperoartia, Petromyzontiformes, Petromyzontidae.